Messenger RNA from Anopheles coustani, 841 nucleotides. It is a transcript of the gene Cox11, whose product is annotated as cytochrome c oxidase assembly protein COX11, mitochondrial. Gene Ontology annotation, cellular component: mitochondrial inner membrane. The record is from RefSeq and is a predicted model, not a curated record. Bases 121 to 822 code for a protein of 233 amino acids. Gene Ontology annotation, molecular function: copper ion binding. The transcript has 2 exons. Lineage: Eukaryota; Metazoa; Arthropoda; Insecta; Diptera; Culicidae.
CGUAAACAGGCAAAAUCAUAACAUGUUGAUUAAGUAAAAAGUGUAAUUUUCUUAUACCUAAGGGUUUUAUCUAAGUUAAUUAGGACCUAAAAUUAUUGUCACCAAUAGUGCAAGUUUAAAAUGCUUACAAACUCGUUUCGAACUGCUUGGGCACUGCCCAUUCAAUCUAUAUUGUCGAAAGUCCGGCAACGACCAUCGAUGCCGGUACGAUGUUUGCAUGGCAAAGGAGUGGAUUCUGGUCGAAAUUUCCGAAUUAAAACAACCGUGUACUAUGUGGCAGCGGCCGGUGUCUUAACAGUUGGGUUAAGUUACGCCGCCGUUCCACUCUACCGAAUGUUCUGCCAAGCUUACAGCUACGGCGGAACCACUAGUCAGGGACACGAUGCCGACAAGGUGGAAAGUAUGAAGAAGAUUAAGGAUCGAGUGCUGAAGAUUAAAUUCAACGCAGAUAUUGGAGCAUCGAUGCGGUGGAACUUCAAGCCACAGCAAACAGAAAUAAAAGUUGUUCCUGGUGAGACUGCACUGGCAUUCUAUUCUGCGAAGAACCCUACGGACCACCCCGUUAUCGGUAUUAGCACAUACAAUGUGAUCCCGUUUGAAGCAGGGGCAUAUUUCAACAAAAUCCAAUGCUUUUGUUUUGAAGAACAGCAGCUCAAUCCGCACGAAGAAGUCGAUUUACCCGUAUUCUUCUACAUUGAUCCCGAAUUUAUUGAGGAUCCCAAGAUGGAACUGGUAGAUUCCAUAACGUUAUCGUAUACCUUCUUCGAAUCGAAGGAUGGAAUGAACAUACAGAUGCCCGUGUAUGCGCAAAAACAUGGAUAAUGGACGAACGGAACUCUGU